Molecule: messenger RNA, 747 nt
Organism: Rangifer tarandus platyrhynchus (Svalbard reindeer)
Lineage: Eukaryota; Metazoa; Chordata; Mammalia; Artiodactyla; Cervidae
Source: the annotation of a GenBank genome assembly
AUGUUAGAGAACUAUGGGAAUCUGGCCUGUUUGGGUCUUGUGGUCUCUAAGCCAGACCUGGUCACGUUUCUGGAGCAAAUGAAGGAUCCCUGGGAUGUAAGGAGAAUGGAGACAGCCAUAUACCCAACUGUGUCUUCUCAUGACUCCCAGGGUUUGAGGACCCAAAAGCCAGGCUUAGAAGAUUUACUCCCAACAGCAAAGCUAGGAAUAUAUGAAAGAUUUCACCUUGGAAAUUUACAUUUAACCAAAGACUGGCAAUCUAUGAGGGCAUAUAAAGAGCGGAGAGCAUGUUAUGAUGGACACAACCAAGUUGGUCCAGUUUCCCAUAAAGUAAACAUUACCGCCAAAGGAAAUCAAGGAUGUGAAUCAAAUAAGGAAAAACCAAUUUCAGAUGACCAGUUUCAGUCAUCAACAUCUGCAGAUAAGUGUAUAUUUGUCAGCAAAGGCCCACAUCAUCUCUUGAAACAUACAUGUUCUCUGAAGGGAAAUGUGGAAAAUCUGGAAAGUCAUCUAGUCUCUACUGCAAAUACUCAUUCAAACCUAUACUCUGAGCAUAGCUGUCUAUUAAAUAUACAUUCAAACAUGUCUGGAAACCAGAAACUAAGAAAUGAGGGGGGAAAUUCCAAAUACAAUCAAUUUGAGGGAUCCUUUAACAAGGGUUUCUUGUCCUUCAACCAACAACUAUUUUCUCCUUGUUCCAAAAGCUGUAAUGUUGAUAAUAAUGGGAGAGACCUUAACCAUCAUUGA